AUGACAAAUGUUGUAGAUCCUAUACAAGAAACAGUUGCGCUGGAUCUCAAGUAUCCAAGUGUAAGUGUGAGAUACUUUACAAAAUAUUACUUUAUACCAAAGGAGAGGAAGAAAGUGGAAAAUGUCAGCAAUUUGUCGAAUGUUGAUCAAGAUUCACCUGAUGAGCUCAGUAAUACCGAGGCUAAUCCUUUAAAUGUCAACAGUGAAGAAAGCAGUUUCCAGAGCCAUGAAUAUGGUUUUGCCAAACUUAAUGAGGAACAAAUUUCGUCAAAUCCAGACAGCAGUGGGUAUACGUGUGUUAUGGUACACACCAACAAGUUGUGCCUUGUAACCCUCUCACAUGUUCACCCCAUAUUGGCUGAAAGAAAGGAAAUUACUGAGGUAAGCUAUAAUGUAGGCAAAUUCAACCGAUUAGAAAAUCAAGUAUCUGGAAAGGGAAAGCGAGGUGCUCAGCUGAUGGGAGUGCAGUCGUCUGUGUGCAUCAUUACGUGUUCCGAUGGUUCCAAAUACAAUAUCUUAGCUGAAGUUCAAGGAAAACUAGUGGAGGUAAAUGAGCGAUUUUUUUUAUAUUUUAUUUAA
Molecule: messenger RNA, 579 nt
Organism: Cherax quadricarinatus
Lineage: Eukaryota; Metazoa; Arthropoda; Malacostraca; Decapoda; Parastacidae
Biological process (GO): dendrite morphogenesis; regulation of actin filament polymerization; regulation of filopodium assembly
Cellular component (GO): lamellipodium; dendrite; filopodium tip
Molecular function (GO): actin monomer binding; actin filament binding
Source: RefSeq, a predicted model, not a curated record